Messenger RNA from Diachasma alloeum, 551 nucleotides. RefSeq lists its product as uncharacterized. The record is from RefSeq and is a predicted model, not a curated record. The transcript is spliced from 2 exons. Lineage: Eukaryota; Metazoa; Arthropoda; Insecta; Hymenoptera; Braconidae. The coding region runs from base 83 to 451 and encodes 122 amino acids.
AAUUCCUGGUGCAGCUAUUUGACUCGUCCCAGUGUACGAAACAGAUCCGUGUGACGUUCAUUAAAACAGUUGAGGAGUAAACAUGAAAGUGUCAGUGAUAAUUUGCUUUGCCCUGUCUGCUUUUGUUGCAGCUGAAGACCUGCAUGCCGGAAAGCAUCAGAGAGGAGAUAUCUUAGUAGCAUCUAGACGCUUGAUCGCUGGACCACAAGCACGAAACGGCAUCGAGCGACCAACGUAUAUUAUUGAGCCAAUCACGAAUAUCGAUGGGAUAAUCACCACUGUAGAAGGUGUCAAUGCUCUAGGAUCAGAAGCACUCGUCAAUAUUCAGGCCGGUGGACCCGGGAAAAACUACGUCGUGGUCGGGGCUUUCACUGGACCCCAAGGACACUUUGAUGUGCAGCUCGACGUUUUUGCCAUACCAUCUAACUCAAGUGGUGAACCUCAACAUUGAUACUAUCGAAUGGUUCUGUAAACAAUUGCAGCUAGAAGAAGGAUGAUGAUGUUGUGAAUGGUUCUGUUUCGAAUAAAUCUCAGUGAUUUUACGUGUGAAA